GCCGUUCGCCUUCGCAAAGAUGCGCUGUCAUGUUUGUUCGCAAGUUUUCGAUAUUGCAGUUCAGCUAUAAAAAGAACAAACUUGCUCUACUAUUCAAAAUCCGAAGGCGUUCAAUUUCUCUCUCGAUGUUAGCAACAAAUAUUGAAUUCGUCGGUGAAAUUUAUCUUUUUUUCCACGAGUUCGCGCAAGAUAUUCAUGAUCGAACCCUAGCUCGAGUCCAGUGUGGAGUAGAGAAAUGUAUUUCUCCACGGAGGUCGGCAGCCCAGUUUCAACUUUUGCAUUUUAUUCAAAACCAAAUCAACCGGAACGGAGGGACAAGAGGGCAACGAUCCUGCCACCUCAUUGGACGAUCGUAAAAAAGUUUCCAGGUGCCUCUCGCCUCUACCUCUCUCGAUUACUCGAAGCUAGGAAUCAACUCCAUGGCGACGAAGAGCUGAGACAGAGAAUGGAGGAUCGCUCGGACUCGCCUUCGAAGCGACGAGGAACGAGAUGCGACGCGCGUCCCGAAACCGACGCCCACCGAUACGCGUCGCGGGAGCGAGAGGCGGUGUUGUAUCUGGAACGAAAAGGGAUUCGCGACAUCGUGGAUUCCCUGCUCGGCGAGCUCCUGCUGCGCCGACCAGACGAUCCCUACGAGCAUCUCACUCGACUCCUGGACAGACGCAUCUUGACCCGCGACGGCCUCGUCGAUUCUCCUCCUCCCUUUUCCUCCCGGUAGAUCAACAUCUUCCCUCGUGUAAUCGCGAUGCGUGUACACGUGACGAUUACAGAGCGAUUUUCUAGGGACGUGAUAAGACGAGCGAGGCAAGUCGGUCCAGCUGCAACCCUCGGAUCAACGCUAAAGAACGAGGGAGGAGCCCUCGAGUGAGAGAAACGCCGCCGAAACCCACUUGAACUCGUUUUGAACACGU
This is a messenger RNA of Vollenhovia emeryi, 911 nucleotides long. RefSeq lists its product as uncharacterized. The coding region runs from base 236 to 718 and encodes 160 amino acids. The transcript has a single exon. NCBI's taxonomy places the organism in Eukaryota, Metazoa, Arthropoda, Insecta, Hymenoptera, Formicidae. The record is from RefSeq and is a predicted model, not a curated record.